GAGCUAUUAGCACUAUUGCCACCAGUACAGUAGUGUCCCCUGACGAGGAUGCUUUCUAUAUGAUCAUUUUGAUUGUUCGAAAAUUGUCAUUCAGAAAAUCUAAUUUCCUCUGUUUUUAAAAUAGAAAAUUUGAAAAAGUAUAAAUAAGAGCAUCCAAACCACUACUAUCCUUUGUUUAACUCAUCGAAAAUACUCAUCUGCAACAACCGCAACUUACAAUACUACCUACAAUGCUACAAAACAAAUUAUUAAUCAUCCGUCACUACUUUGUGCUUUGCGCUUUGUUGGCGUUUUUGGGUGCUUUCUCCAUUGCUCAGCAGCAACAACAGCCACCCGCAGCACCAGCAACGACGACGAAUAGUACUAGUACUACGACAACGACGACCAAGCAACCUCAAGUUUAUUCGGGCUGGGCUACAUACCAUAACGCGGCUGGCGAAGAAGUUGGCUCUUGUGGCCAACCUGCCAACGACAACGACUAUAUAGUAUCUUUGAGUGCCAAGAUGAUGUCCCAAGAAUACCAGUGUGGCCGAAACGUUACGCUGACGACCGGUCGUAAAUCCGUCAACGUGAUGGUCACAAGCACCUGCGAAGGUUGUUCUCAAUAUGACGUUGUUCUUACCCCCGCUGCUUUCAAACGAUUGGGUAGCAUCGCUCAGGGCCGCAUCCCUGUCAAAUGGUCUUUUUCUGAUUAAAAAACCAGCUACUCAUCAGUAAAAACAACCCAUCUUAUAUUGCUUUAGUAGUAUCAUUAUGUUAGAGAGUAGCAGUAUCUUGAUUCCCUUUUUGCAUGUAGCAUCCAUACGCUUUAGAUUGGAUUAUAUAUGCUGUUGUUUUACUAAAAUAAAACACGUCGUACAUACACUUUUUUUUACUUUAAUCGUAUACUCACAUAGCAUUCUCUACAAUCACAAGUACUGCAGCGCAUACAGCCCAAACGAUGAGAACAAGAUGCUUGUAUACUAUAGAUAACAACAGUAGCUAAUAUGGAUUUGCUAGAGUAGCUAUAAAUAAACAACAGCCCUGCAGGUGCAUUUCGUGGUUAGCCCUCUUGCAUAUUGCAGUCUUUUUGAUUUUCCCUUUUUAAACAAAGUCUAAGGACCCAUCCACAGCUAAGCAGUACGGUGCUA
This is a messenger RNA of Zychaea mexicana, 1130 nucleotides long. RefSeq names its product RlpA-like double-psi beta-barrel-protein domain-containing protein-containing protein. NCBI's taxonomy places the organism in Eukaryota, Fungi, Mucoromycota, Mucoromycetes, Mucorales, Lichtheimiaceae. The record is from RefSeq and is a predicted model, not a curated record. The coding region runs from base 231 to 695 and encodes 154 amino acids. The transcript has 2 exons.